Molecule: messenger RNA, 1164 nt
Organism: Trichoderma asperellum CBS 433.97
Lineage: Eukaryota; Fungi; Ascomycota; Sordariomycetes; Hypocreales; Hypocreaceae
Cellular component (GO): nucleus
Source: RefSeq, a predicted model, not a curated record
AUGGGUCUCGUCGAUUACUCCGAGUCCGACUCCUCAGAUGCCGAGGUCGAUGCGCCGCAGCCCGUUGCGAAGCCUGCUGCGCCAAAGAAACCUGCAUUCCAGAAAGUUGUCGACCGGUCGAAUCCAGGCAAAAUCGUCCUCAACCUCCCUCAGGUUUCCUCCUCUAGCGACGCGAGUGCAGAGAAUAGCAAUGAACCCCCCGCAAAACGUGCGCGCACCGGCGGAGGCGGCCUCUUCGCCGGCUUCAGCUCCUUUCUCCCUCCACCCAAAAAUGCUGGGAAGCCGAUACUAAGCAAAUCUUCGAGUCGACCGGGCAUCAACCUCAAAACUAGUGCGGAAAAGGGAUUCAGCCGCGAUGAAGAGCCUUCAAAUAAAUCCAAUAGCGACGCUGAUGGUGCGGCGGGCGGUCUGAGCUUGCCACCUCCUAAACGACCAGCCGAACCGUCAAUACCAGAUACAAUGAAACCUGCGGAAGAAGUCAAACUCGUGGGGAAACCGUUAAUGUUCAAGCCUCUAUCAGUUGCUCGGAAUACAAAGAAGAAAUCUAUUAAGAGUACGGCAGUCCAGGCUUCUACAGCAUCAGCAACGAAACCAGUAGCUUUAGCCCCGGAAACAGCAUCAGCAAAGCCUGAACCGGCACCAGCCCCGGCGCCAGCUCCGAAAAAGACGUCGCUCUUCUCUAUGCACGUCGAGGAAGACGCAGCUCCAACAGCGACGGCAGUUGGAGGGGCAUACGAGCCCCUCUUUGAAACUGGCGAGGCUAUGAACCCAUAUGGCCUUGAUGCCUAUUCUCAACAAACGAACAAUGGUCAGACGGCUGCUGCUUCAAUAAACACGAGAACAGAGUCAUUAGACAAUGUGGCCGAUGAUUUGAAUCUUUCUGCGGCAGCGAGACGGGAAUUAUUUGGAAGAGGAGGAGGAGGAGAUACGCAGAUGGCGAAGAAAGUUAUCAAUUUCAACAUGGACCGAGAAUAUCAACACAACGAAGAGCUCAGAGCUGCUGGCGAGCAGCAGACACACAACCCCGUCCGCGCCAUACACAGCGGCAAGCACAGCCUGCAACAGCUGGUACGGAAUGCUUCCUCUCAGCGUGACGCUCUGGAAGAGAGCUUCGCAAAGGGCAAAAGCAACAGACGAGAAGCUUCGAGUCGCUACGGAUGGUAA